AUGGAGAUAAAAGCAGUUGUCAGAAGAUAUGAAACAAGAAAUAAGACAGCAGGAACAGAACUGUCAUCAUCCAAAUCACGAGUUGAUUGGAGACGCACUAAAAGGGAGCUCAUACUACUUGACAGCAAUGAUGAAUCCUCAGGUACUUCUGAGGAGGAAGAGCCUACCACAUCAGAAGAUGAAGUAGAUGAAAAAGAUGAAACUGUUGUGAAGAACAGCCUUUCAGAUCAGGAAGAGAAAAGCCACGAUGGGGAAGUAACAGAAGAUGGUGAGGAAGAGCGCGUUGUGCCUGGGAAGCGUAGAAGGUUGAACACCUCUGUCUUGUGUGACAGUGAUGAAAGUGAGGACAGUGAUGUACUUGUUAGAAAAGUUUUUGCUAAACGCCACUGUAUAAUGGAUGAAGAUGAGAGUUCCGAAGAACAGCAACCUGAUAAAACCUGCUCUACAGAAAAUGUUUCUACUAAUAGGAAACAGAAAGUGUUUGCAAAAUUGAAAGAACUUGCAAGACAAAGAGCAACUCGGAGAUCCUGCAGCAGUGAAAAUUGUGAGGAUUCUAAUGGUGAAGCAGAAACAGAAGAGGAGCCGCUCUGUCACUUGCCCCUCACACCAACAGAAGGUAGUGAAAGUGACAGUGACAGCAUGAAAGAUUUUAUAGUAGAGGAAGAGGAAGAUGAUGAUGACAACACAGAGCACGUAAAGAGUGAAAACCAGCCACAACAGAAGGAACUAAAUACAUCAAAUAGCGAGUUGCUGGCAUACUACGUCCCGUACUUAUCUCGCUGUGAUCAUUAUGUACACUUCAAAAGAAUAGUAAAGGCUUUCCUCAUAAAUGCAAUUGAUGACACUUUUCUGAGCUCAUUAUAUGAUGGAACAAGACAAAAGAAGUAUGCGCAAGAUAUGUUGCUCUCACUUCAUUAUUUGGAUGACCGCUUCAUUCAGCCUCGUCUUGAGAACUUAAUCUCUAGAAGUCGCUGGAAAGAUCGAUACAAGGAGCGUGUGGAUUGUUACCCAGAUGUUCGCAUAAUCUUGAAAAAUCCAAAAAAUAUGUCUUGCCAGGCCUGCGAAUUGAAUCGGUAUUGCAAGUUUAAUGUGCUGCUCUCUGGAAAGCUUUAUAAUAGUAGAACUUUGGAAGUGGAUGACUUCAUGUCAAAUGACAAGCAG
Messenger RNA from Fulmarus glacialis (Northern fulmar), 1161 nucleotides. RefSeq names its product coiled-coil domain containing 82 (gene CCDC82). The record is from RefSeq and is a predicted model, not a curated record. The annotation marks the transcript as partial. NCBI's taxonomy places the organism in Eukaryota, Metazoa, Chordata, Aves, Procellariiformes, Procellariidae. Gene Ontology annotation, cellular component: nucleus. The transcript is spliced from 5 exons.